Molecule: messenger RNA, 7899 nt
Organism: Liolophura sinensis
Lineage: Eukaryota; Metazoa; Mollusca; Polyplacophora; Chitonida; Chitonidae
Product: tyrosine-protein kinase BAZ1B-like
Exons: 33
Coding region: 64-4833 (1589 amino acids)
Biological process (GO): DNA damage response; chromatin remodeling
Cellular component (GO): WICH complex
Molecular function (GO): histone binding; histone H2AXY142 kinase activity
Source: RefSeq, a predicted model, not a curated record
UAUUCGCGCCAGUUUUUAAACAACUGAUCAGAUGUGUUAAUAUUGCGGAUAUUUAGGGCAAAAAUGCCUCUUCUGGGCAAGAAAGCCAUCUCCCAGAUUAGACCUGUAACUGAUAUCAAGCCAGAUGAGACGAUUUACACCAUUGCUCACACACAAGAACAGUUCCGAUCACGGGAGGAUUUUGAGAAACGGUUGCAUAUGUACAAUGAGAGAGUUUGGACUUGCCAGUGCACAGGACACACUAAUCUCUCACACGAAGAAGCCCUAAACUCAGAAAAGGCUGUGCACAAAACCCUGAAAGCUCAAUUUUCACCCUGUUAUGAAAAAUCUGUGCUGGAGCUGGUGCAUCAUAGCACUUUAUCUUUAGAAACAUUGGUGGAUCAGUCUUGGUUAAAGUUGCAGCAGUGCUUGUGUUUAAAUGAAAAAGCCUCCUUGAAAAUUAAAACAACUGAAAAAUGCCUCGAAGGGACUGUUGUUAAAAUAGAUAUUAAUGGUGUGCAGGCAAACCCAACAAACAACUGUAGCUCUCCCUCGAGUGACAAGGAGAAUUCCAGUGAAGCAUCCGGGGAUUCGUCUAAGAAAUGGGUCCCACCAAAGCUGUUACCAUACAAGUAUAGCCUAAAGCUGGAUGAUGCUGACAAGGUGAUCCACGACAUACCUGCUGCUGAUCUGACGCGCUGUGACAGACCUCCUUCAAAAGAACUUCUGCGUCUGUUCAUCAGAGCUAAUGCCAUCCGGUCAGGUCCCACCCAGCCAUGGGUUGUCGACGAUAAUUUAGUGAAGAAAUACAAACUACCCAGCAAAUUUGUAGACUUCCUUUUAUCCCCUGCUAAGAUGGCAGAAAAUGUGAAACUGGCCGAGGAAAAGGCAUCUGCAAAGAAGCGGAAAUCAGUAUCAGCUUCUGCUGAUAAACAGAAUAAGAAAGCCAAAGGACUUGGUAAAAAAAGUACCCUUUCUGAUAAAAAACAGAAGAAACUGAAUUCUCCGUCUUUAGUGAAAAGGACUAGUGGUGGAGGAAAGCUUCCUAAAUCUCUGAGCUCUCCUGCUAAAAGGAAGAGUAAUGAGAUUAUUGAGGUGUAUAGUGAAAGCAGUGAUGACGAAGCUUUGAUCAAUUUGAUGCCCUUGUCAGUCCUGAAAGAGGGCUCUCCAAAAAAGGGCAUCAUUGGGGGCACCACUCCAUCCUCCUCAACCACAUCCACACCACGCAAACGUGGUCGGCCAAGGAAAGAGAAAAAUGAAACAACACCUAAAAAGAGACAGUCGGUGUCCAGUAAAAAGGAGGAUGCGUCUCCAAAAAAGCGACGGAAAACUCCAACAAAGAAGGAAGAGGACUCAUCGGCAAACAAGAGGGUAUCUCCCAGGAAGCGCAAGAAGACUGACAAGAAUAUGAAACAGAUGACCUUGUUUGACUUGAAGUCCCAGAAGACGCCAACAAAGAAUACUCCAGAUAAGAAGAAAGUUGCGACACCACCCCGUACCCCCUGGGUAGUCACCAGAAUUUUGAAGGCCAAAAAGGAUGGGAACAAGGUAAACUUCAAUUUGCUGACCACAAAAGCUGCCAAAGACUUGACAGCUGCUCAGAGAUCCCGUCUUCCAGAGGAAAUAAAGGAGAUAGUACUGGCCAAGUACGAUAAGUUGGAGGAGAAACGUAAAAUGAAGAAAAUGACACCUGCUGAAAAGGAAGCUUAUCUCCUGAAAAAGAAAGAAGAAAGAAAGAAGAAGUUAGCGGAUCGCAUCAAGGCCAGAAAUGUCCAGUUGAGAAAGCGUUACGAGGACCAGGAUUUGGAACUGAAGCCCAUCCCUGAUCCAAAGCUGGUCCCCACCCCAGACGGACUGCCCAAUGAGCUGUUUGGAGAGGUUGCCAUGGUGACAGAGUUCAUCUCGUGUUACUCUGGGCUGCUGAUGCCUGAUGAGGAGUACCCCAUACAGUCAGAUGCCCUUGUAAAAGCCUUGGCUUCUGGUCCAGAAGGAUUCGCUUACCUUUCUCGGGUGUUGAAAGUUUUACUACAGACUCUACUACAGGAUGGAAUUGCAGAAUAUUAUGCUGAGCUGGACACACCUCUGAGUGACAUUGCAGUGACCCCGUUUACUGCCUCAGAGCUGGUGCGUCUCUGUCUGAGGAAACAGGACGAUGAGGCAGCAGACAAUGAUGUCGAUAACGAUGUUGACAGUGUAGAGGAGGAAUCUGAAGUGCCUGAAGACAUCAUCCAGGUUCUUGAGACAACUGAGCUGUUCCAGCUGACAGCUGACCAAAAGUUGAAGAUCCUUAAGGGACUUUGUCAGCGUAUAAUGGGCUCCUACUCUGUACAGGACUAUAUGGAAGAAAAACAGAAAGAGGCCAGUGUGCUCUGGAGACAAAAAACAGCCCAGCUCAAAGAGAAGAACAAAACGAAAAAGAGAGGAGACAAGAAGAAAGAGGUGGAAGAGAAACCUGAGGAAAAACCAGAGGAGACUAAGGCCACAGAUACAGAACUUGGCAUUGCACACUUCUAUGGCAAGAAGACAGGUGGUACAGCAGAGUCCACACCUGAACCUGAGUCAAACGACAUUGCUGACUCCAUACUUGCAGCUGAUCCUGCUGAUAUUGACCUGGCAGGCGUUGUCAAAAGGCGGCGUGUGUUAGCUGCCCGCGCUGCUGCUGAGAAAGCUGUUAAAGAGAAGGAAGACAAGAUAAGGCGGGAAAAAGAAGCUGUUGAGUAUAGGAAGCAAAAGGAAAUGGAGUCAUUUGAGAAGUCUUUUAAUGAAGGAAUUGCUCUGGCUAAGCUGGUGCUGCGACAGAGUCCCAUAGGAACUGACCGUAACCACAACAGAUACUGGGUGUUCACAAAUACCACACCUGGUCUUUUUGUGGAGAAAGGCUGGGUAACUGCUGACAUAACAUACAAUUACAAACAAGGAGAGAAAUCUGAUGAUGAGAACAGUAUCAUAUCCUCGGAUGACGAUGAUGAAGAGGACAACACUGGCAAAUCAGGGAGUGAAAAGAUCAUUGAGACCACGUUCCCUCAUUAUGGGCAAAAUCUGUGGUUUAUGUAUGAUACAGUCAAAGACUUUGAAACUCUGAUUGAAAAUCUCCAUCCAAAUGGUGUAAGAGAGAAUGCCUUAAAGAAUGAGCUAAAGAAAAGACAAGCAGAUAUUGUGAGAGCAAUCAACUCUGCCAAAAGAACAAAUAAUGAACUGCGAGAAUCAGAUGGGAACGAGGAAAUGCUGGCUGGAUUUAAGAAGGAGUUGCUGGAUUUGGAAUUGCGACUGAGGAAUGGUCAACUUGGGGGUGUUCCUGACCUGGCAACAUGGGAGGCCAAGCUUAUGGACAGUACCAAAAUUGAGGACCUGGGUGCAUGUCUAAAUGAGACCCAGCUAUUCACAAUGGAUAAGUUUCUCAAGGGGAUAUUUGUAAAGAAAGAGAAGAAAGGUGUGAAGGAUUUGGGUAGAUCUGACCCUUCUGACGGGGAUGUGACUGUGAAGACAGACGAGGAGGAGAAAGAGAAUGUUGACCGUCCUCAGACUGCAGUAGAUAAGUGGCGUGAAGGCUUGGAGCAGUCCCAAACUCUGUCCAGACUCCAUGUUCUUAUGGGUAUUUUUGACUCCUGCAUAAAGUGGGAGAAAUCUGCUGAAAAUGCUAAAUGUAAGAUCUGUCGUAAGAAGGGUGAGGACAACCAGUCAUUGUUGUGUGAUGACUGUAACCAGGCCUUCCAUUUGUACUGCCUGAGACCCGCCCUGCCUUUCAUCCCUGAUGGGGAGUGGUUCUGCCCAGCAUGUAGGCCACAGACCCAGCGACGACGACCAGUGCCAGGCACGUACCGGGAUAUGAAUGGCGAAUCGUCAGAAGGAUCGGAAGAUGAGGAGUUGAGUGGCAGUGAUGAGGAGUACAAGGAAGUCAUCCAGCAUGAUGAGAACUGUCUGGUGUGUGGUGGGGAUGAAGGGCUAGCCUUCUGCUCUGAGUGUCCCUCCGCUUUCCACCUCGACUGUCACGUCCCUCCCCUCAGGCACACUCCAAGGAGUAACUGGGUAUGCAGUCAGUGCAAGACUGGAGUGAAAAUAAAGUCAAAGAGACAUCACAUACCUGUCCCAACAAAGAAGAGGCGGAAAUGUUACGAUGUCUCUUCUGACGAAGCUGAUGAGUUUGAGACAUCAGAUGAGGAUGAUGAUGAAGAUGCAUCAGAUGCAGAAAUCCUACCUACAUCGCGGCGACGUGGGAAGGCAACUGGCACGCCUGCCAUGAGGUCUGUCGGUACAACCACCAGCGAUAUUGAGAAGGUCAUCAUACCUACCAAAUACAAGACGCAGCAAAAACGCCAUGAAUCCAGGCGCUCCGAGCCAACACGACGUGCCGAUAACAAAAAGUCUGAAAGUCGGCGGUCAGAAGGAUCCGCCGCUAAGGCUAAGGCAGAAGAGGAAGAGGAUAUGUACACAGGAUACAUGAGACCCACGUGUAAGCGGGGCCCAUCAGAUUUAUCUCUGUGUGAGCAGAUUUUAGGCUGUUUGUUCCGGCACAAGUCCAGCUGGCCAUUCCAGUCCCCAGUCAAUAAGAAAGAGGUACCUGACUAUUACACCAUUAUUAAGAAACCAAUGGACUUUCAGACCAUCAAGAACAACAUCCUGUGUUUUGUGUACAGUUCACCAGAGCAGUUUGUGGAGGAUGUCUCACUGGUGUUCCGUAAUGCUGCUCAGUACAAUAAGAUUGACUCUGAAGUUUACACCUGCAUGCUGGACAUGGAGGAAUGUUUCACAGAGCUUUUACGCAAAUUUUUACCGGAAUGUCGCUAUGAAAGGGAAACAACGCUGAACGGUUACGACCAUAACGCAGAUGCAUCCAAACGACCACGACGCAUUUGAGAUUUGACAAGGUGCAACAGUUGGAACUUAAGCCAUGACACCAAAUUUAAUUGAUGCACAUGCUAAAUGGAAUUAGACGGAUUUUCAUCAUGCUUCAUCUAUUAGAAAAUUAAUGAUGGAGAUGUCCAUCUGUUGUGUUUAGAAAUCAUUGUACUAAAAAUAAUGGAAAAUAUCCUCCAUUUAGUGCUGAGAAAAUUAAAAGUGAUUCAUGAAAGUGUGGACAUCCUGCUUAUUGUUGGCCAUUUUAUCAUUGAUUAUAGGCCUCCUAUACUACACUUGAUUUUUAAUCAUACCCUUAUGGGGUAAUAAAUUUAUAUGAUAAAUAUCCAAAAUUUCCAAUUAAUCUAAAGCUGAUUUGGUCGUAUUUCUGUAAAUAAUUAUCAAACUGGUUUUAAGUAUCGGCUGUUUUUACAAAUCCUUCAUAGCGUCUGUGUGAAUGAACAAGAGUGUUGAAAGCGAGAAGUAGAAGUUUUAUCUUGAAGCUGUACAUGUUUUAGUUCAUUUCUUAGGCUACAUUGUAUCAUGAUCACUCUUCACAUGAAGCCUCUGUUUUUAGCUGAAAAGAGUUGUCUUUCGUUGCUGCUUGUACUGCGAGCUGUAUUUACACAUUUUUAUGUAUGGUAGUGAUAUAUACAGAAGUUAAGCCUGCAGCAUUAGGUGUAUAAGUGGUUGUCAUGGUGAAGUGUAGUCAGUUUUUGUUCAAAGCUUUUUGUAUUGUUGCAAUAGAUAAUUUAUUUUGUCGCAGGUUUUUGUAUUAUCUGAGAUGUUUGAAGGAACUGACUAAAAGUCGGGCACAUCAAGAAAUAUGCGUGUGGCUAAAACAGCAGUAGUGAUCGUAGGGUAUCUGGUAUAGUUGUUCAGUCGUCAUUGAUUUGAGUAAAGCUUCUGGUAAAGCGUAAUAUAGGGUAUGUCUUGCUCAAUGAAGGAGUUCAGUUAGGUUUUGUAGUUUUCACACUGCCCUGCCUAGUUUUACCUUUAGACCAGACCAGCAUCAUAUAAAUUGAAUGUUCUGGAGAAGGCUGUACAGAAACCCCAUCAAAUGAAAAAAGAAAUAAAAGUGUAAAGGUCACAGUGCCCCCAGCGUCUUCAGAGACUGAUGCCAGACGUGCCUGUGAUCACAUACAUGUGGCUGAAACAUUUAAUUUAAAAGAAAAAAAAUUAAACGGAUAGGGCAGGUGGCUUGAUGCACAACAUGGCUCAGUCGUUAUAGAGAUUUGUAAGAAAAUACAGAAAUACACAACCCUUAGUAGUUUUAAAAUUUAAUCUGUGGCAUUUAAAAGGUUAAUAACUGUAGGGAGGUUUUUUUUCCCUGAACAAUCUCUCAUUCAGAACUGUAACAAGGAUUAUUACUGAAGUUAACAUGGGACAAGUAAAUUUGUUUUCUUGCAUGUUUGAAGUAAAAUGUUUCCGUUGCGUAAACUUUGUUCAACAACAGGGUUGGAGUUUAUUUCCACACUCUAACGAUGGAAAUAAAAGUAGUGUGACUGCGUAAUCAAAGACAGGUUACCAUAACCUCAUCUUCACAGUCACCUUCAUCUUGGUUAUUGUUGUAAGAGGUCAGUAAGAAAAUCUACGACUUUGAGGAUGUUUACAAAUUCAGCUUUAAACAGAUAAAAUAGACCAACACUUGGCGGCAGAUUUCGCAGAAGGAUUGGAGUUUAAUUCCACGCUCUAACACAAUAAGCUAAACAAACGCCACUUAAUUACAUUAAGCCUAAGCCAAAGAUCCAGACCACGUGCCAUGAGGGACGUGUUCUGUUGUUUUAGAGGAAAUGUUCAUUAAAUAUUCUAGUCCCAGAAGGGAAGAACAAAUGACGUUGUGUGAGAACUCUUUUAAAAAUCGAUACGUGUAGUGGUAUCAUUGGCCCCAUGCACAUCAGUGAGUGUGUUAGCAUUGGCGUGUGAUAUGGACGCUGUUGUUCGAAGUCUUGAUACCUUCCAAAAGAUGUUACUGGCUCUCUUGGUAGUGUGAGGAAUGUACAUGGUUUUCUUAAGGUCCUUAGGUAUAUAACACUCGUUUGUAGAUAAAACGGUUAACAUGGAACCUGCGUCAAUGCUUCCAAGCCCCUUUAUGUGCAUGGCCGCCAUUUUCACGCAAUUCCGUUCUGUAGAGUUUCCACGAGAUUUAUUUUGCGUUUCACGAAACUUUCCUUAUCGAAUACUGUCUCAGAUUAUAAUCACCGGUAUUGAAUCAGUCGCCUACUUAUUGUAGUCACAAGGAAACCAAGUGAAUGAGAUUGAUACACUUUAUCUCGUAGAGCCACUUGCACGAGAGUUGUCUGACGGUGACAGAUUUGUAUCCAUCUACACGAUAGACUUACGUGCUGUAUCCAUAUGUAUAUUCCCUUGGGUGUAAGAAGCUUCAAGUACAAAGCGUUCAGAAUGUAGACUUGCAUAAUUUGAUUAGUGCAGCAUUUGCUCACAGAAUUGCCUUGGUGUCUCGAUCCGUAAAGUGAUAUAAUGAUCUGUAACGCCGUAUUUAACAACGGCCAUAGGAGCUUAGAUCUCAGUUGAUUAAUUUGGCGAAUUUAGCAUGCUAUUCGCAUUGCAUUUAACAGUUUAGCCGGUUACUCAAUCAUUUCUGUUAGCGAGAAGCACUUGUAAACCUACCGUUAUACAUUCUGUUCCUGUGUACGGUUUUCUAGCUGAUUUGUGUGAUAAAUAUGCUCUCUGUGUACAUCCGUCAUAAACUCGUCCCGAGUUUAUCAAGAUUAGCAUCACUAAGUUACACAGAAAGUGGUGGCACAAUUACUAGACUGAUGAAACGGCCGGUGCCGGUUUAGUAAAGCCCAUCUAAGGUUAAACUGCGCAAAUUUAUUAUUGAAGGUGGCGAUGGGUGGUUCUUAGAUGUGUAAAUGAUCGUGUAUUCAGUAAGUGUGUAGGUUGACCCAUGUCAUUGUUGUUUCAUUGAAUGACUUGUAAACCCUAGCCUGUAUUAUAGCUUUCGUGUGGUAUCAAAACUAUGUUACAUUUCGAAUCCUUACACAUCUGUUUCUGUAGCGUCAUUUACUUGUCAGCUUUCAGUGUGUUGUCUAACGCUAUGUAUAACAGGCUAAUAAAAGUCAA